Molecule: messenger RNA, 1397 nt
Organism: Ictalurus punctatus (channel catfish)
Lineage: Eukaryota; Metazoa; Chordata; Actinopteri; Siluriformes; Ictaluridae
Gene: uts2b
Product: urotensin 2, beta
Exons: 4
Coding region: 327-698 (123 amino acids)
Biological process (GO): blood vessel diameter maintenance; regulation of blood pressure
Cellular component (GO): extracellular region
Molecular function (GO): hormone activity
Source: RefSeq, a predicted model, not a curated record
CCCCUCCCACUCCCGAUACACAGCGCGCGCACUCACACCUGAGCUCGGCUGAUUUAUGAGCGAGGCUGGACGUCCUGACGCGUGCAGCGUUGCACACGCGCUGUUUUUAUUACUCUAUUUACUCACAUGGCUCUGGAUUUACAGUGCGCACCGGGAUCCAGCAGUGACACAUGAUGAAAUAAAAAAAAUAAAUUAAAAAAAAAAGAGAGGGAGAGGUGAUGCUAGGGAUGGGACAGGUGAUAUGACACCUCGUGGAGUAGGCUAUAUAAGGCCUUGCGUUUAUUAGCCUAGAAAGACAGAGCGUGUGUUUAUCAUCAGCUGAAGUGAUGCUCUGUAAAGCUGUCCUGUCCUGCGCUCUGCUCCUCGCAGCUCUGGAGCCUCUUCUCACACACUCGGCUGGCAUGCCCUACACGGGGCCUGUAUCAGAAGAGGAGCAGGUGUUGAGUCCAGACGAGAUGUCUUACUCCGAGCAGGCGUUCCUGUCUCAGGGCUCAGCGGGAAUCGGUUUCCCUUCCUUCCUCGCAGGAGACAACAUCAGAGAAGCUCUCAGAACAGCCGGAUUCGUUCCCAGACAAGUGGUCAAAGAGGCGCUGACAGAAAAGCCCUGGUUGGACCCUCUCAGCCGUUUCCUGGGUGGCAGGAAACAAUACCGGAAGCGUGGGGGAAACUCUGAGUGCUUCUGGAAGUACUGUGUCUGAAAAUAAAUCAAACAAAAUAAAAGGCUGCCACACACGCUUUUACAAUGGCCUAGGAAAGACUGUGUAUAAGUAGACUUAUCGGAUUUUGCACAUCCACCUUUGGCACAGGUGUAAAUACAGUAAAUAGUGUGUAUAACAACAUCAAUAAAUCUAUGUUUCAAAAAUUGCUGUCUCCUCUUUCUUUCUUUCUCUGUAAUGUAUAAAAUAAUAAUCGUACAUGGCGCUGUGGUGAAUUGAUUCACAGGACAACGGGAAGAGGUGUUUGGAUUCACUGUAGUCUUUAAUUUAGAAUUCAUUCAAGAGGUCACAAAAUACGUCCCUGAAUUCAAGACAAACAUUUUCAUCAUUUUUCUUUUCCUCCAAAAUACAUAGCAUGUUAUGUACAUACAUUUUGGCUAAAAACUGUACAAAAUACCCUGUUUUUCUGUCCACAAGACCGUAAAAAAAAAGAGAUCAUUAUGUGCUUGACAGUGUUCGUCCUUCAAAGUGCCGAGCUGACCGACCCCCCCCACCCCGACUCUCGGAUUUUACACUUUCAAGGCCGUAUUACAACAUGAGCCACAAAUCACGGCAACUCUAAUUAAACACUUAACCUCUAACACAGAGGAAGAAAAAAAGAAAAGAAAACGUCACCAGAGAACACCCUUUCCAAGCAGACACAAUUUUGCUGGCAUAACGUUAAUAAAUAAGGAAAAGGGG